AUAUUGAGACUGACAGGCGAGGUCGACAUAUGUUACUAUGUACUUUAGUAUGGUGUACUUGAUAGAAAAAGCAAAUCCGGAAAUUGCCAGGAGUCAAUGCGAAUAUUAGUAUACCGUCUACAUACCUUUCUUCUGUAACUCAUGUCUCUCCAGUGUCCAUCCUGUGGCAAAGAUGGAUUCAAAACCGACACCGCUGUUGCCUGUCAUAUGAGCCAGCCUCGUUCUGGAUGUAAUAGUUGGCUGGAUGAGUUAAUUCGGCUGAAAUCUCACCUACCACCUGAAGAUGAUCCUAUGGAGUCAGAUAAUGAUGUCAGGGGUUCAUACAAAGAGGAUGAUGAUGAUGAUGUUUAUUUUGGAAACACUGACGACAGUGGUCAGGGCUCACCUGUAGGUGGAGGAUGGGAUGAGGCUAGCGGAACCCCAACAAAGGAUAUUGAAGAAGAAACGCACGGCGACGUUACCGACUACUUUCCAGGCGCUGCAGAGACGUACGGCAUGGACCAUACAUUCUUGGGCCUGUUCAACACCGAUGAAAAUAGUGUCUAUCGCAAGACAAACCUCUACUAUCCGUUUAGCUGUAAGCAAGACUGGGAAAUUGCAUCAUGGUUACUGCGUUCUGGUUUGAGUAUGGGGAAGAUAGAUACCUUCUUAUCACUCGAGAUGAUUAAGGACCUUCCUUUGUCGUUCUGCUCGGCCAAGGAGUUACGAGGACGAGCAGAAAUGUUACCCAGCGGCCCACGUUGGAUGUCACAAAUCAUUGAUACAUCGCAUUCAACAAAAUCACCCAUUAUUUUAUACUGGCGCAAUCCACUGGAGUGUAUAUCUACUAUUCUCAACCAUCCUCUCUUUCACGAUCAAUUGGACUUCACGCCUCGCAAGGUUUAUUCCGCAGCGCAAAAGCUCUGUCGUGUGUAUACCGAGUGGAUGACAGGUGAUGAUGCAUGGAACAUGCAAUCAGCGCUUCCCCAAGGUGCUACAUUGCUUGGGACAAUAUUGUCUUCAGACAAGACAAAUAUCUCAGUUUUGACGGGCGAUCGCGUUGCGCACCCACUCCUUUUCCUGAAGUUUCUCCACAAGAAUAAGCGCAUGCGUGGUGUAUUGGCGGAUCGCCUCAUUCAUCAGUGCCUAGAUAUUGUCCUCAAUCCUGCUCAAGGAGGCCACUCUGCAGUGGCAGUAAUGCUCUCGGAUCCCGUCGGACAGACCUUCUUUCAGGAAGCGCAAAAAUUCCGCUUGAACGGUGUCUUUGAGCCAUUUUGGUGGGACUGGGUGAUUAUAGAUCCGUCCCACUUCUUCACACCCGAGACACUUCACGUCCUUCAUAAGGAAUUUUGGGAUCAUGACGCAAAAUGGUUAAUAUUUGGUGUUGGGGAGUCGGAGAUGGAUUUCCGUUUUUCCGUUUUGCAGCCUGUCACCAGUUUUCGGCACUUCACAGAAGGGAUCACAAAACUCAAACAGGUUACGGGUCGCUGUCAACGAGACAUCCAACGUUCUAUCAUCGCAGUUAGUGCAGAUGCAGCACCCCGUGGAGUUCUUGUCGCCGUACGUGCACUCAUGGAUUUCCGCUAUCUUGUACAGUCACCAUCCAUCGACGAUAACGACUUAGUGCACAUCUCAGCAGCAUUGAAUGAGUUCCACGCAAACAAAGAUUCAAUCAUUGAUGCUGGGGUUCAUUGUGGCAAGGGCAACAAAGUGAUCAAUAAUUGGUACAUACCGAAACUGGAGCUUAUGCAGAGUGUCAUACCCAGCAUUAGGAACUCUGGAGUCACGGCUCAGUGGUCUGCAGAUGUUACCGAGCACGCACAUAUCACCAAGAUUAAGGACCCGGCGAGAUCAAGUAACAACAACAAUUACGAUCCGCAGAUAUGUCGCCAUCUCGAUCGACUCGAUAAAUGUCUUCGGUUUGAGCUCGCUACCACCCUUCUAGAUGAGAAGCAGAAUGUCAAGGCAUUAGCCGAUGCAGCAGGGAGUCAUAUGGACAACAAGGACUACGAGGACACUGACGACGCUGAUUUGGAUGACAAUAUACCUGUUGAGUUCUUAUCUACAAUUCAGCAUGGUCGUUCACGUCCAAUUAUGAAUCAUUUUGCAAUCGCCUGGGUCCUGCAGCACAAACCUGUGGGCUCCGUACCUCUACCGUUGCGUUCGUUUGUCGUUGGGCGCACCGCCUUUCAUUUAGCUUAUAAACCUUCCAUCCAAAGCAUCACUAUUGAUGAUGUAGCCCUCAAAUUUGGCUUGCCAGAUUUGCGACUGGCGCUAUCUGAUUUUCUGCAUCAUGAGGCCAGUUUCGGGCACAACCACACCCAUGCAAUAGGCAGCCCAAGGAGAGCCGGACCCAAUUCUGCGCUUCCUUUGGAGAAAGUUCAAGUAUGGUUCAAACUUCGCUUGCAAGAUACGGAAUUUCACAAUGUUCACAAUAUUCAGCCAGCCCAGACUCUCAAUUGUGUGCCGCCAAGUGAACCUUGGACAUACGGUCAUUAUGAUUCAAUCAUUGUCAAUACCGAAGCGGAACACUCGUGGCCUACUAGCGGUCUUCAGGGCAAACUUAUUUUUCGCCCCCUUGGCAAGACCAGCACACAAUGGGCAUGGCGAGAUCAGUCUCUUACCUACGUUCAUCACUUCGACAUCAUUGGUGUCCGCGAACCAACUAUGCAGAUGCAUGUCCUUAAAAGGGCAAGACGGUCUAAUGGGACUUGCAUAGGGGAUGUUGUACCGAUUUCACAACUGCAUGCGCCCAUUAAUCUAGUUCCUCAGUUUUGUGCCGCCGCAGACAAUCGCCUUACCACUUAUAAUAGUGUUGAGCAUGUGUCGGAGUUAUGGCUGAAUCGUUUUUGGGACAAAAGCACUUACUUCCCUCUUUCAAUGUAG
This is a messenger RNA of Suillus paluster, 2865 nucleotides long. RefSeq lists its product as uncharacterized. The record is from RefSeq and is a predicted model, not a curated record. The transcript is spliced from 6 exons. The coding region runs from base 142 to 2865 and encodes 907 amino acids. Lineage: Eukaryota; Fungi; Basidiomycota; Agaricomycetes; Boletales; Suillaceae.